This is a messenger RNA of Bursaphelenchus xylophilus (pine wood nematode), 3386 nucleotides long. The record is from the annotation of a GenBank genome assembly. NCBI's taxonomy places the organism in Eukaryota, Metazoa, Nematoda, Chromadorea, Rhabditida, Aphelenchoididae.
AUGCGUAAUUACACUGAAAGUCCUGGGAUUUUGGACUAUUUUUAUACUAAAGUAAGGUAAUUUUAUGUUUAUAAAAGGUUUUGAGAAUUCGGAUGGUUCGAGGAGUUCUUCCGUGAAUCACGACGCGAUAAGACAUGGGUUUCAAACCAAUAUUUUGGACUUUAUAUCUCUUCAAAGGGCUGCGCAGCCGGUACCCUCAGACGGAAACGGUAAUAAAUAAGUUUAGGUAUUGUACCUGAGCGUUUCUCUCUAUAAUGCCUUGUGGUUUUUAAUCCCUAUUUUUUAGCUCUGGAGCCACCGUUGAAAAGGUUUCGUACCGCGAAUAAGUUUAGAUCUCAUCCAGCUAAGCUUCAUUCAGAAGUUUUGUUCAAUGAAUUUCCUGGAAGUAAGUGUAAUUGCUCUCAUUAUGGGCGAGAAUCAGUUAUACAUCGACAGUUCCCUGGGGAGAAACCUGUACCUCUAUGUGUUUUGGACUCAAAGUAAGUGGCAAUUUUCUUUAAUCGUAUUUUAGUAAUUCAAAUUCACUUUAUCAAUACUUUGUGGAGGUCAGAAGUGAUACCCAUUCAUUUCGGAAGAUCUCAAAAAUUGAAAACAACGGAUUUAAAUACAGAUUCGAAGGAUUUACCUUGCUCUUCCACAAGCCUGUAUCCAAAUUCUUUUUGGAAACGACUUUCACGCGUAUUCUCUCAGGAUUUGAAGUCAGAUUAGUCGAAUUACCUCCUGUACAAGUAAGGGGAUGUCAGAUUAAUGAUAAUAGGAAUAUUUUUUUUGUUUCAGGGUUACUCCGUUGAAGACUUGGAGAUGUUUCACUCUUAUUUAUUUGAAGGAUUGUUGGAGUUAUACAGUAUCGAUAGAGGAUUCAUGGAUUCUGAUUCUUGUCCCACUUAUCACAUUUUCCCCAGAUUUGUGAACUUUUCAGGUAAUUAAACGCUUUUCCAAGUCUAGUUUUAGGUUGUAAUGGUGCUGAAGUCAAAUCUGUCCUUCCAAUGGCUUCUGUUUUACAGCAUCUCGUGGAAAGUUUCUCUCCAAUUAUGGCCAAAAAACAAGGCGGGAAGUUAUUAAAAGACGAAUUAGUAUGCAACCCAUUAAAGGUAAGUAUCCAAUUGGAAGUGUUGUUAUUUUUAGAGACCAUGUUGUAUCCGAGUUGAUAACGAUAGAAGGGAUAUCACGGGAACUCUCCGGCAUUUCACAAUGAGAUCAUCCAAACAUGCAACUAUGGCAAAACAGAAAUUAAUAGCGGCUCAGAAGAAGUACAAAGUGCUAAGGGACAAGUUAUCUGCCCAAAGAGAUUUUGUGAGUGAAAUAGAUCGAGAGGAAUUCAAAAAUGUUAUGGAAGAGAUAAGAGAGCUCAGAGUGAGAAGGUAAGGACUAAUAUAAUCAUCAGCAGUUGAUUAUUGCGGAUCAUUAUCGUAUCUUUGUUUAGUGGACAUAAAAGAUCUUUACCUGUGGAUCUGACAUCCGAGGACUUUCUCUCUACCGGACUGUGUUUUGAUGUUGUUCAUCAUGCUUUGAUAGCUUUGGCUAUUGUUUUCAAAGUCAGAUAUCAUUGGUCUUUAGAUGAAUUCGAAAAGAAAAUAGACUAUCAUUUUAAGGUAAGAUGAUUGAGCAAUCGAAAUAAGCUUUUAGAAGCGAGAAUUACUGGAAUUGGCUUUCACCCACCCCUCUUAUUACACUGACUUCCUCACGGACAUUGAUCAUCUAAAGAACACUCUCAGGAAUUGCGGUUACAAUCAGAUUCCAGAGAUGAAAAUUAAGAUUAAAGGAGAGAAAAAGAAAGGAAUCGAGAACCUGAUGGAGACGAUGGCCAUGCCUGGAUGCAAACAAGAAGAGGAGUCGGCUUUAGGGCAUAAUGAAAGACUGGAGUUUUUGGGAGAUGCGGUGGUUGAAUUGGUGACCACCUAUCAUCUCUUCUUUCUAUUACCUCAUGUGGAAGAAGGUGUCUUGGCCGCUCUUAGAUCAAAAUUUGUGAGAAAUCUUCACUUGGGAAUGGUCGGGCAGAGACUGGAGAUCCAUAAGUAUCUCCUCAGAGGUCAUGGAGUGGAAGUUUGUAAAGAGGAUGGGAUGAAGAAGGACAUUGCCAAUGCUUUCGAGGCUCUAAUGGCCGCAAUUUACUUGGACUCGGAUGUCAACACAUGUGAUCGGUAAGGGUAAUACCAGUUUUAGGGAUUGUGUCGUUAUUCCUACACUACCUAUUUCCUAAUGAGUUACAAUUUAUGAAAAUUACUAUUGAUCUGAAUUUGUAGUAUUCUGUCGAACGCCUUCUUCGGCCAUACCCCCGAUCUUUCUAAUCUCUGGACUCGACCUCAAGAGUAUCCGUUAAAAGCCAAUUCGCCUUCGGAUAGACAUUGGAUUCCGAAAGUGAAAUGGCUUCAGAGGUUGACGGAGCUCGAAGAUUACAUCGGGAUCUAUUUCCAUCAUAUUCGAGUAUUAGCCAGGGCUUUUACCCGUCGGAAUGUUGGUUAUAACAACCUUACACAGUGAGUAGUAGUCGGUAAUAUAAAAUCAAUUGUUGCAUUUUAGAGGUCACAAUCAAACCUUAGAAUUUCUCGGGGAUACUGUACUUCAAUUCUUUGUCUCUGAUUAUGUUUAUCGUCAUUUCCCUAAUCAUCAUGAGGGACAUCUGAGUUUAUUGAGAAGUUGCCUUGUCAGUAAUAAGACUCAAUCUCUUAUUUGUGAUGAACUUGGGUUACCCAAGUACCUUGUGAAUCCUGGACAAAGUCAAGGACCUUUGGGAUUGAAGGAUAAAGCUGAUCUGGUAGAAUGUAAGUUGCCUGCAAAGAAGAUUAAUAAUUGUCUUAGCUUUGAUUGGAGCCAUUUAUGUUGAUCGAGGAUUCAAUUUCUGCGAAGCUUUCAUCCGUAUCUGCUUCUAUCCUCGGCUUUCCUAUUUCAUUUUCUCCGCCCGAUGGAAUGAUCCUAAGUCCCAGCUUCAGCAGUGCUGUUUGUCCCUCAAAAGUCAGGGCAUUGAAGCCACCGAGGUCCCUGAAUACAGGGUUGUCGGAGUUGAUGGACCCACAAAUUCAAGAGAAUACAAGAUUGUCGUAUAUUACAAGUGAGUCUAAAAUUAUUUUUCUUUUGGAAACAGUCCUGUAUUCGUUGCUUAUUUGUUUAGAGGACGACGUCUAGGUUCUGGAGUUGGUAAGACCGUUCAUGAUGCGGAGAUGGAUGCAGCGGAGAAUGCCUUGGUCAGGAAUGCAUAUCUGUUCAGUCAAUUCGACCUCGAGGCCACGUAUAUGGGAGAGAGAAUCAAAUCUUAUCAUCAACUGAAGGAAGAACCAAUAUCCUCCGAGAGUUCAAAUGAGGAUGAAUUUGAAGAAAAGAUGGAGGGGACCUCGAUAAAAACUGAAUUUGUGGCCGUCCUGAUCUCCGAUGAAUCCGAUUCCGAUUAA